Danio rerio (zebrafish) is the source of this 4161-nucleotide messenger RNA. RefSeq names its product inositol-trisphosphate 3-kinase Cb (gene itpkcb). The record is from RefSeq and is marked validated. NCBI's taxonomy places the organism in Eukaryota, Metazoa, Chordata, Actinopteri, Cypriniformes, Danionidae. Gene Ontology annotation, molecular function: inositol-1,4,5-trisphosphate 3-kinase activity; kinase activity. Gene Ontology annotation, biological process: inositol phosphate biosynthetic process.
AGCUGUACGGUAUCCACGAUGGGCCAAUCAUCAUCCAGCAGCAACACUCCUUCACCCUGCUGUAACAACAGCACAGCAGCAGCACUCGAGACUUCCAGACGAGCUCGCGUGCAAAAAGCUUUUUGUUCGUCACAUACCGGUGACCGGUUAGACGACAAUCCGAUGAAAACCAAGGACUUGACAAGUGUUCAGAAGUGCUGGCGGGACGAUUAUAAAGAGGAGAAGACUUCUGUGGAUGGUCGAGCCCACGAGUCGAAAAAACUGAUUUUAAACUCGAGUUCUUCCGGUAAUCAACAUGCGCCCGAAAACUUCAUUCUUCUGAGUCGAUCGACGGAUUUAGAGAGAUCUGUCUCGGAUUCCCAAGGCGGACAGAAAGGAGUGCGGGAGGAGGAGAACCAUGAGUGUUGCGUCUUGCCGUGGGACAUGGAAAGAGUGUCAGAAGGAGGUACCGUGACUCCAGGCAGAGUUUCGGAGGAAAAUGUGACCCGGAGUCUGAACGCGCCAGACUUUCUUGUAGACUUUAGCUGCUCUUCUCCCUUAGCCGUUCAUAAAAUGACCAAAAGUACGUUAAAAUCUCCCGUGUCGGGUCGGCAGAGUGGAGAAGUGGAGCAACAAGCCACAAGCCCGUGCCCUAGGAUUAUUCCCAAACUAAUAGUGACCCACGAUGAUCUAUGUGGCGGUCAGGACUGUCCUCGCAUUAGUGAUUUGACUCUGAGCACUGGCGGCUUUUCGCUGGAUCUGCAUCCAGAUGAGGACUCGCCCUGCUCGGACAGCGGCUGUGGAGGCUCCCCUGCGCCCUCUCUGUUCCACAGGAAACUGUCCAGCUCUUCCUCUGCUGGAUUAUCAUCUGCCUCGUCCUUUGAGGAGUCUGAAGAUGAUUUUACAGGCAGUGAUAUCGAACCCACCAGUCUGUCCCCCAGUAUGUUCGCAAGUCCCGAUGAACUAACAGGGGCAAAAUCGUGGAGGAAGUUAAAGAGCAUGGUGCACUGCUCUCCGUUUGUGGUUUCCUUUAAGAAACGAUAUCCUUGGGUUCAGCUGGCAGGACACGCAGGAAGUUUCCAGGCAGGAGAGAACGGGAAGCUGUUGAAGAAGUAUUGUGAAUGUGAGCAGCAGUGUCUGGAGAAGCUGAUGAAUGAUGACCUUCGGCCAUUUGUACCCGGUUAUUAUGGUGUGGUUCAGCAGAACGAGCAGGAUUACAACAUAAUGGAUGAUCUGCUCAAAGACUUUGACUCUCCUUCAAUCAUGGACUGCAAAAUGGGAAGCAGGACAUACCUGGAGGAAGAGCUGGUAAAGGCCCGUGAGCGUCCUCGGCUCAGAAAGGACAUGUAUGAGAAAAUGGUGGCUGUUGACCCAACCGCUCCUAGUCCAGAGGAAAGAUCCCAGCAGGCUGUUCUCAAACCUCGAUACAUGCAGUGGAGAGAAACUCUGAGCUCCACUGCCACACUCGGCUUCCGCAUAGAGGGAAUCAAGAAAGCAGAUGGAACAUGCAACACCAGCUUUAAGAAAACCAAACAUGAAGAGCAAGUAAUGAAGGCCUUCGGAGACUUUGUGGAUGGAAACACAAACUUACUGAGGAAUUAUCUUCUUAGGCUGGAAGAGCUGCGCUGCGCUCUGGAAAACUCACACUUCUUCAGGACACAUGAGGUUGUUGGAAGUUCUCUUCUGUUCGUUCAUGAUGCUUCAGGCCUGGCCCGAGUCUGGAUGAUUGAUUUCGGUAAGACCGUUCCACUGCCACCACCCCAAAUCCUGGACCACCGCACACCCUGGGCUGAGGGAAACCGAGAGGACGGCUACCUGUGGGGUCUGGACAACCUCAUUCACAUCUUUACCAACAUGCUGAAGGACGAUGACAGAUUCACAAACACACCGCGGGAAGAAGCAUCACGUGUUGGGCGCUUGUUGAUGGAAGAGUCUUCCUUCUAAUAGGAGGCGCUCAACAGGAUAUCAGUCCCGAGAUUAAAUGCGAACAAAACAUGAGUGGGACAAAAGCGGAGCUCAGUCUGUUGUUGUUCAUUCCUCUGAGACACAUGUGAUUCACAAUAAACACUGAUACUGAGACCAAAUGAACAGCGAUGAGCAACAGAUGACCGCUUUUUCUUUUAAAGGUGCACAGCCAUGACUGUUCUUUUAAGAAUAUUAACUUUAUUUUUCUUUCGACUUCUUUUUUACAUUUUUAUUUGACCUACAGGUAUAUUGAUAACACUAUCAUACUGGAAUGCGCUUUUGGUUUGUUGUUGGUUUUUUGGGGGGAUGUUUUUCUUUUCUGUGGUUAUGUAAAUAGCAAACACUUAUUUAAUUUGUUUUUAGGAUCAUUUAGACUUGUCCUUUGAUUUUACUUUUAUUUCUGUAAUCUAACUAGUACCUCAUUUUGUUAAAGGCAUAGUUCAUCCAUUUUCUUUUAAAUUCUGUCAUCAUUUACUCACCCUUUACUUGCUCCAAACCUGUUUGAAAUCCUUUUUUUGUUGUUGUUUAACACAAAAGAAGAUAUUCUGAAGAAUAUUGAAAACCUGUAACCAUCGACUAUUUGAUUUUUCUUCUAUGGAAGUCAGUGAUUUCACUAUUCUCGAAAAUAUCUUCUGUAAGGUUCAACAGAAUACAGAAACGUAAAUGUUUGGAUCCACCUGAGGUCGAGUAAAUAGUAAUUAAAUAUAGUUUUUGAGGUGUGAACUAACCCUUUAACAGCGGUUUAACUGCCAGACUACAGGCAGAUUGCCGCUUAUCUAUUUUCUUGUGGUUUUCUAAUCUUGAUGAUGCAUGUUGUUUAUAUUUCCAUUACUCAUAUGUCCUGUUGAAUGUUUGCAGACCAAUUCCGCCUUUUAGACCAUUCAGUCUUUAUAGCAGAAUUCGAAUUGCUAUUAGACAUUUAACAGAUUAGCUAGGUAGAUACAUGUAAGCAUUUUUGCACUUCACUAACCCCCUGUAACCAUUCCAUUGUUCAGCUUUGCCAAAAUGGUAUUUACUGAUGAGAAAUAGAUUCAGUAUUUCUUAAAACUUGCCGCAGUUACAAAGAUAGAAGCUAACAUGUUGUUAUAUUCACAUCUUGAUGGAAUAAUUUAAUCUCACGCUGUUUUUAAAGGGAUAGUUCAACCAAAUAUUCCAGUGUGUCCAUUGAACGCAAAAUAGAGAUAUUUUGAAGAAUGUUGAAAAUGUUUUGACUGCUGUAGUAUUUUAUUUUAUCGCACUAUGGAUGUCAAUAGCUUAACAAAUUAAUGUUCAUUUUGGAUGAACUAUCUUUUAGUUAGCAAGUUUGACUAAGCUGUUCAGUUUCUUGUGUGUGUGCAAGAUUAAAAGGCGUUUGGCAGAUUAACCUUCUUAAUCUCUAUCAUCAACUUGAUUAUUUUCUCUCUUUUUUUUUAGAAGAUUUGUGAGGUUUCUAUUGGUAUACAGCAAAAGGAACUACAUUUCUAUGUGAUGGCGCUCAUCAAGAACAAAACUGAGAUGGUUAAACUCUCAAACUUUGAUUGAAAAUGUCAAUAUUUUGCAGAUUAUAAGUGUUAUGGCUACUGAUGUCAGGUUGUUGACAGGAUGCAUUAGUUCUCAAAUUGGCCACUGUGGUCAGCUUACCCAGAAAAAGACCAACAACUUUUUCCGUCAUCACUUCAUGUUUGCUUCAGCCUGUAUCUCUGAAAUAUUUCAUUAUAAAGCCAAGAUAACAUUCUCCUCAAACUCGUGAUAUUAAAGUGAUUACUUCACCUGGGCGAGUUAACGUUAGUUUAUGGAACAUAAUGUUCUGUGUGUGUGCGCAUGUGUGUGUUUAUCUUCAGAGAUUGUAUUUUCUGUCUCGAUGGGACCUGCACACUGUCUGUUGGUGUGUCUGUCAACAUUCCAGCACAUUCCAUCUGUCAGUAUUUCUCCUUCUGACUGUGGAAACACUGAACACAAUGUCUCACACGGCCUCGUUUACAAUUGUGUAAAGUAUUAUGUUUCAUUCACAUUGUUGAAAUGAUUUCCCAAAUACCGUUUGGCAUGUUUUAGAUGACGUUUUAUGUUGGAAUGAGAACUGGAUGGUGUUUUGAGUUGUUUUAGCCCAUUUGAAUACAGAUUGGGACCGUUUAUUUGCAACAGGCACAUUCUGAAGAUUUGUACUCGCAUCAACUUGAUUGAUUGUUGUCUUGAAAGCCAAUACAAUAAACUGGAACUGUUAUUGUUUAAUGUUCUAUA